CGUGGAUCUCUUGUGUUAGCGUGAAUCUGUUGUGUUAGUGAGGAUCUGUUGUGUUAGCGUGAAUCUGUUGUGUUAGUGAGGAUCUGUUGUGUUAGCGUGAAUCUGUUGUGUUAGCGUGGGUCUGUUGUGUUAGUGUGGAUCUGUUUUGUUAGCGUUGGUCUGUUGUGUUAGCGUGAAUCUGUUGUGUUAGCGUGAAUCUGUUGUGUUAGCGUGGGUCUGCUGUGUUAGUGUGGAUCUGUUGUGUGUGUUAAGUUAUUCAGGUAGGACUUGGUGCUUUAUCUUUCUAUUAGAGUCACGUGUUUGUGUUGUUUGUGUGUGUAUGGGUUGCACUUGUGUAUCGCAUGAGCUGCAUGUUAGUGUAACCACAGUGUGUGUCAGUCCUACACGAUGCUGCCCCUGGCAUUUUGGCUGCUGCUCCUCUUCUUGCCCCUUAUGGGGCUAUAUUUCUACCUGCGGUUCUAUCUUGGAUGGGGGAGUCUGUUCCAAGAGGGUUGUGUGCAUCCUGCGCAGCCUCUGGUCACUGACAAGAGGAGCAGAGACAAAAUCUUAAGACAAGGGUUUUCGCAGAACACAAUCCCCUCUAACCCGGAUGUGUUGGUUAUCGGUAGUGGGGUGGGAGGGUUGACAGUAGCUGCCGUGUUGGCCAAAGCUGGAAAAAAGGUCCUGGUUCUGGAGCAGCACGAUCACGCGGGCGGGAGCAGCCACACAUUUCAACAGCAUGGAUACGAGUUCGAUGUGGGUUUACACUAUGUGGGUCAGAUGCAUGAAGGAGGCAUGUUACGUGUUAUCAUGGACCAGUUGACAGAUGGACAACUUCAAUGGAACCGUUUGGAUGACCAAUAUGACUCCGUAGUCAUUGGAAACCGGGUGUACCAGCUUUAUGCGGGCAAAAAAGAAUUUCCAGAUGCCCUUAAAAAGCAGUUCCCUGGGGAAGAAGAAGCCAUUGAUAAGUUCAUGGCUUUAAUGAAGAAGGUGGCCCGUCACGUUCCAUUGCUCGGUGCCCUCAAGAUCCUUCCUUAUUUUUUAACGGUUCUGCUUCUGCGUUCCCGUCUUCUGCACUGCGUUUCUCCCAUCUUCUGGUUGGCAGAGUCCAGUCACCAGGAUGUGUUGAAUAGCCUGACCAGCAACAAAGACCUCCAGACCGUCUUCAGCUACCUCUUCUACGGUGUCCCUCCUAGUGAUUCCAGCUUCAUGAUCAACGCUCUCCUCAUUCAUCACUACAAAAGAGGGGCUUGGUACCCCCGCGGCGGGAGCAGCGAAAUUGCCUUUCAUAUGAUCCCCGUCAUUCAGCGAGCUGGUGGGAAGGUGGUGGUCAGGGCUCCUGUGUCACGGAUCCUGAUGAAAAAUGGCAGGGCCAUAGGGGUGGCCGUGCAGAGAUCAGAAGGCGAGGUUUGCGUUUAUGCUCCAGUAAUCAUAUCAGAUGCUGGGAUCUUCAAUACCUACGAGCGUCUUCUGCCACCGGAGGUUCAAACAUUACCCGAGGUCCACUCUCUCCUGUCCAGGCUACAGUACGGGAUGGGAUGCUUCUUGGUGUUUGUUGGACUUCGCGGAACAAGCGAGGAGUUGGGAUUAAAAUCCACCAACCGUUGGUUGUACAACGACGGCGACCUCAACAGUUUGAUGGGGCAAUUCUCGUCUUUGGAGUGGAAUGAAGUAUUUGAGCAGCUGCCUCUGAUGUUCAUCACUUUCCCAUCUGCUAAAGAUCCCACAUAUAGUCAGAGGCACCCAGGUCGCUCCUGUAUGACUCUCCUUACCAUGGCUCCAUUUGAAUGGUUCUCUGAGUGGAAGGGGCAGAAGCCCCGGCGUCGCGGUGAAGACUACCAUUCCAUGAAGAUGAAGCUGGCCCAGAGGAUGCUAGAGAGAGCUAUGGAGGAAUUCCCACAGAUUAAGGAUAAGGUUGAUUACAUGGAAGCUGCUACUCCGGUGAGUAAUGAGUAUUAUCUACGGGCUCCAGAAGGAUCAAUGUAUGGAGCAGAACAGAACUGCAGCCGAUACCAGUGUGACAUUAUCACCCGGACGCGGGCAGAGACCGCCGUUCCUGGCCUGUACCUGACAGGACAAGACGUGUUCAGCAGCGGCAUCGCGGGGGCCGUGCAUGGAGGGCUCAUCUGCGCCUGCGCCGUUCUCAAUCAGAUCCUCUAUCUGGAUAUACUGAUGCUUAAGAAGAGAAUGAAACUUGGCAAGAGGCAGAAGAGAUGGAAGUGACGUAAAC
Spea bombifrons (plains spadefoot toad) is the source of this 2212-nucleotide messenger RNA. Its product is annotated as all-trans-retinol 13,14-reductase-like. The coding region runs from base 388 to 2205 and encodes 605 amino acids. The record is from RefSeq and is a predicted model, not a curated record. NCBI's taxonomy places the organism in Eukaryota, Metazoa, Chordata, Amphibia, Anura, Pelobatidae. Gene Ontology annotation, molecular function: oxidoreductase activity. The transcript is spliced from 11 exons.